AUGCAUUUGGACCCGCCCAGAAUUGAGGCCGUCGUGCAUCGACAUUCCCCUCCACCUCCUUCUCCGCCCCCCACCCCUCCCGCCUCACACCUCUCUUUUCGGCGAUAACCACAGCUCUCUCUCCUCUCCAUCCAUACAGCUUCGCCUGCUGUGAGCCGCCUUGUACGCGGGGACGGGGCUCCAUCAUUACUCCUCGCCGGCCGCGCCGCAGACGAAGAGGAGCGUUGAAAGUGGAAGAAAUGGCGAUGGAGUGGUCUGACGGCGCCGAGGAGUUCCUGCUCCCUGACGAGUUCCUCGACGACAACUUCUUCUCGGAGGAGGAGAAGGCCGCAGUGGCCGCGAGCAGCCAGAGCGACGAGGAGUGCAUGGCCGGCCUCUCGUGCCGUCUCGCGGGCCUCCUCGCCGCCGACGGCUUCGCCGCCCCACCUCCAAAGGAGGAUGUGAUGGCACAGUCGCCCAAGUCGACGCUGUGCGGGCUGCCCAAGUCGGGCCAGGAGAGCCCGGACGGUGGCGCGUCUCAGGGGAACUCGCCGCCGUCGUCGCCGCUGGAGCAGCAGCCGACUGACCCGUGGGACCUCCUCUACGAGGCCGCCGGUCAGGUGGAGCGCUUGCAGGUGACCCAUCGCAACCCCUACGGCCUCCAGGACCCCGGCGUCUUCGCGCCGCCAGCGCGCAAUACUUCGCCACCGCCGCCGCCUCCCAUGGCAGGCGCUCCUGUCCCCGCCGGCGCGUACUACCACCCGUUCGCCCACUUCGUCACGCAGCGCCAGAUACUGGCUGCCAGGUUUCAUCUCCUAAAACAGCAGCAGCUCCUUAAACAGCAGAGGGAACAUCAGCUGGCUGCGGCCGCCACAUGGGGCGUGCGCCGUAACGCGGCAGCCAAAAGGGCCGGCUGCGGCGGCGGCGCCGCCGCUUCACUCGACCUGAGCCCCGCGGCGUUCCCUCCGCUGCUAAAGACGCAGCACGCCCCGGCGCCGCAUCCUGGCAUGCGCGCCGUGUUCCUCGCCCCUCCCGGCGCCAAGCGCGAGCGCAACGGCACCGGAGUCUUCCUCCCGCGACCGGCCGGCGCCCCCGCAGAGCCCAAGAAAAAGCCAAGCUGCUCGACGGUUCUUGUCCCCGCCCGCGUCGUGCACGCUCUGAAUCUCAACCUCGACGACCUUGGCGCCCAGCCUCGCUACCCCGGCGGCUUCGUUCUCGAUCAUGACGCCUUGAUUAGUCGGAGUAACGCCAUGCUCGCGAGUCAGAAGGUGCGAGCAGCGGAGCCCGUGCCCUCGCCGCCGCAGGCGCUCUGCCACAGUCCGUGAGCCCUGUCGCCGGCCGGAGCAGUUGAAGGCAGCCACAAAGAUUCAGGCGACGCCCUUCCGUCUGUUUUUGCGUUGAACUAAAUCUUAAUAAUAAAAAUUAGUAGUACUAGUACUUGGUGUUAGGUUGUAGUACUAGCAAUAGAUGUAGGAAGCAGUAGUAGCAUCAGCCUUAGGUGUGUUUAUUUUGGAUUGGUGAUAAAUUGGUUUUUGGGUGCGGACGGAGUGGUGGAGAUGGAUGAACUCGGAAGAAAUUCCAUGUCCAGUAGGAUCAAGGAGUGGUUUGGAAGAAAUAAUAAGUGGUACUUUUGGAGACGUGAGAGGUGCUAGCUGUUUGUAGCAAGGCAAAAUGAGAAGAUAAUGUGAAAUGAUUUCUCAGAUGGGGUAUUAUCUUUGGGGAAGCCAAAAUAGGCGAACCCAUUUCUCCAUGGAUGGGUUUGCCGCUUGCUUUGCCUGCCAGGAAGUACCAGCACACAUCCAGCUAAGGUCUCGCUCUCACUUCCCUACUUUUGCAGCCUUUUACUUGCAAAUGAAGCUUGCCGUGGGCUCCAUGAAUAAGGGUGUUCGUUUCGUUGUGUAAGAAAGAUAGCGUUAUUUAACUAUUUUUGUUGUACUAGCGAGCUAGUACUCCUAGUCGGUAACUUUUGUUUUGGUCUGGCACAAGAAGGUUACUGCUACUGGGAGUGUUAGCAUUUCAUUUGUAGCCUCAAAGUUGGCUCGGUAUAAUAUAUAACUAUUUUAGUCCUUUA
Molecule: messenger RNA, 2050 nt
Organism: Brachypodium distachyon (stiff brome)
Lineage: Eukaryota; Viridiplantae; Streptophyta; Magnoliopsida; Poales; Poaceae
Product: splicing factor 1
Exons: 5
Coding region: 240-1304 (354 amino acids)
Source: RefSeq, a predicted model, not a curated record